Cokeromyces recurvatus is the source of this 1110-nucleotide messenger RNA. Its product is annotated as 3-methyl-2-oxobutanoate hydroxymethyltransferase. Gene Ontology annotation, molecular function: magnesium ion binding; 3-methyl-2-oxobutanoate hydroxymethyltransferase activity. Bases 78 to 944 code for a protein of 288 amino acids. NCBI's taxonomy places the organism in Eukaryota, Fungi, Mucoromycota, Mucoromycetes, Mucorales, Mucoraceae. Gene Ontology annotation, cellular component: mitochondrion. The transcript is spliced from 4 exons. Gene Ontology annotation, biological process: pantothenate biosynthetic process. The record is from RefSeq and is a predicted model, not a curated record.
ACAAAACGUUCUGUCAAUUCUCUUCUUCCUUUUUUUUUUCAUUUUAUUUUUGUUUUUAUCAAAGAGCUAAUAAAAAAAUGUCUUAUAUUUUAUCUCGUCUUCAAUUAAAAGGUAUUAAUAUGUUAACUAGACCUGUUAUUGGCCGAGCAUUUGCGCCAAGAGUUAUUUCUGUAGUACCGAAAUAUUCUUUGACAAACAAAGUCAGAAACUACUCUAGUCGACCUAUGGAAAACAAUAAUACUGCGCAAAGAAGACCAAAGGUGUCUAUUAAAACCAUUCAAAACAUGUAUAAACGUAAAGAGCCUAUUUCAAUGAUGACAGCACAAGAUUAUCCCUCUGGUUUAGUUGUAGACCAAUCUGGUAUUGAUAUAUGCUUAGUUGGUGAUUCUUUAGCUAUGGUCAGUUUAGGCUAUGAUUCAACUAAUCCUCUUACUGUUGAGGAUAUGCUGCAUCAUUGUCGUGCAGUUGCAAGGGGGGCCAAGGCACCUUUUCUUGUUGCAGAUUUACCCUAUGGUAGCUAUGAAGCAUGCCCUGAUGAUGCAGUCCGAGUCUCUCUUCGUUUCUUAAAGGAAGGAAAUUGCGAUGCAGUUAAAUUAGAAGGCGGAAUAGAAAUGGCAGAAACAAUUCGUAGAAUAACUCAAGUUGGAAUUCCAGUGUUGGCUCAUAUUGGUUUAACACCUCAGAGACAAUCAGCUUUAGGUGGAUUUAGAGUUCAGGGUAAGACAGCUAAACAAGCAAGUGCGUUACUGAAAGAUGCGUUUGCGGUUCAAGAAGCAGGUGCUUUUGGUGUGGUUCUAGAAGCAAUGCCUUCAGAAAUUGCAGAAUAUAUUACACAACAGCUAAAAAUUCCUACAAUUGGUAUUGGUGCUGGUGUUGAGUGUUCAGGUCAAGUUUUAGUUCAAAAUGAUGCUUUAGGUUUAUUUGACAAAUUCGUUCCCAAGUAAGUUGUAAAUAAUAAUAAAAAUUGACAUUUUACUAAUGAAUUUAAUUAUAGAUUUACAAAGCAAUAUUGUAACUUGAACCAAAUUAUUGUGACAGCUUUAAGGGAAUAUCAUGAAGAAGUGAAGUCAAAAAAAUUCCCCGCAUCUCAACACACGUAUCCUAUUGAUC